Molecule: messenger RNA, 1793 nt
Organism: Carassius auratus (goldfish)
Lineage: Eukaryota; Metazoa; Chordata; Actinopteri; Cypriniformes; Cyprinidae
Product: stromelysin-3-like
Exons: 6
Coding region: 1-978 (325 amino acids)
Biological process (GO): proteolysis; collagen catabolic process; extracellular matrix organization
Cellular component (GO): extracellular matrix
Molecular function (GO): metalloendopeptidase activity; zinc ion binding
Source: RefSeq, a predicted model, not a curated record
AUGGGGAAUUUACACACGUACUGUAUAUAUGUCUGUGUUUCCCAUAUUAGGUUCUGGCAUGGGGAUAAUUUGCCCUUCGAUGGCCCCGGUGGGAUCCUGGCUCAUGCUUUUUUCCCAAGGACACACCGGGAGGGAGACAUUCAUUUUGAUUUUGAUGAGUCCUGGACGGUGGGCAAUGAACUUGGAACUGAUCUCCUACAGGUGGCAGCACAUGAGUUUGGUCAUGUCCUGGGUCUACUGCAUUCUCUGGAGCCUGGAGCCAUAAUGUCACCAUUUUAUAGCUUCUCUUAUCCUCUUCAACUCAGUGAGGAUGACAAGAAAGGCAUUCAAUACCUCUACGGCCCCCGGCCGCAAACCCUGCUUCAAAUCCCUACAGAAACCAAUGAGAUUAUCACCAGUGCACCUGACGCUUGUCACACAGACUUCGAUGCUGUGUCUGUAAUCCGUGGGGAAUUGUUCUUCUUCAAGGCCAGUUAUGCCUGGCGCAUCAGGGAGGGCCGUCUGCAGGCGGGAUACCCUGCCCUGGCCUCUCGACACUGGAGGGGCAUUCCAGAGAAAAUAGGCGCCGCCUAUGAAGACAAAAAGGGCAAUAUCUGGUUCUUUGAAGGUUCCAACUACUGGGUUUUUGAUGCAGAACACAAGAUAAAAGGACCGGACCCUCUCCACACUAUAGGACUUCCUGUCACAGACAUUCAGGCUGCACUGUGCUUAAAGGAGGACCAUGUCCACCGUACGUACUUUUUCAAAUCAGGUAACUACUGGCGUUUGGAUUCCCAGGACACGGCCUUCCAACGCAGCAUCCAGGAGCACUGGAGUGGCAUCCCUGAUGAGAUUGACGCCGCCUUUCAGGAUGCGCAUGGCUUUGUCAUCUUCAUCAGUCGCCGACAGUACUGGAAGUUUGACUCAGUUCAGCGUAAGGUUUUGGAAGGUUACCCACGCAGCGUUGGUGCAGAUUUCUUUGGAUGUAGCAUGCCAUAAGCCCUCAGGAAACUUUUCUGUCUCUUACAACAACUUCUCACACUCUGGUUUAAAGCAUACAAUUUGUAUCUCUAAUUUUUCAUCAUGAGAAACUGUACUAUGUAAUCUAAGUUCUUGUUCCCCAGGCAUUUCACCUCAAAAGUGUCUGAUUAAUCUAAUUUCUUCUCAGGAAAUCUUGCACAUCUGAGCUGAAUGAACCGUGUGCAGCUAUGUCUGUAUUUGUUGUAUUAUCAAGCAACCACUGUGUACAGAGACACAAAUACCCUGUUGUUAAGAUGCUAAACAAGGUGCUAAAACAUUUGUCAGGGAUCUUUGCAGCAGUUGCAAUGUUCUUGACACUCAAGUUUUUAUGAUUCGCUGCAAGUUAUACUGUAACUUAAACUGUGCAGGUUGUAUUGAUUAAUAACACAAGAAAAACCUAUUUUAGAGAUUAGUUCUCUCAUUCAAAAUGUUUUUUUUUCUCCCCAUUUUGCAUAGGGGAAGGAUGUUUUUGAGAUCACACAAACUCUUGACACAUGAUCACUUGUUUAUAAUAUUGAGACUGUAAAAGGCAAACUGACAAUCUUCAGUGCAGGACACUGACAAUGUUUAAAAUCUUUUUUGUUUGUUUUUUUUGUUUUGUGUUUAACAUACUACUAUCAUAUUGGCAUAUUUUUCCUUCACAUCAUCUGUGUGUGUGUGUGUAUAUAUAUUCUUUUCUAUAUUUUCUCUAGUUUUUGUAGUUCUUAUACUAUUUUCUUUGGCUUUUCAUAUUAACUAUGUAAAUACUUUUAUAAAAUGUGUGUUGUAUUUAGGUACAAUUAAAAUCUUCCCUA